CCUCUGCAACCUUCAUAUAGACGAGCUUACCAUAUAGAAUUGGUCACUUCUUGAUGUGAAACGUGGAUGGAAUUACAACUUUAACAUUUAAUUUAGGGAAAAAGAGUUAGAAUUUCGCGAUAAUAGUUUUUUUUGAUGGAGCAUACUGUGAGUUCAUGGCCGCCGGCGUCCCCAGAACAAGUGAAACGAAACGUAAAGACCAUGUCGCCAACGAAAACAAUGCUGUCUCCUUCGUCUUCCCCAAAGCGUGCAUCCAGACGAUCGAGUAUUGUCGGUGAACAGCUCGUUGCUGAUGGUGAAGAGGAUGAAGCACUACUGCAAUUGCAGUUAAAGGAAAUUCAAACCAAAAUGGAGCUCAUACGUGCUCGAAAACGAAAGAGGGAGAGUGAACAAGAGGAGAAGAUCGAAGUUCCACGGUCUCCAGAGCCUCAACGUGUCAUCCAGGUCCCCUCGCCAGCGAAAAUGCACAGUCCAAGUCGCGUUAGAAUGGGUGUGGACAAGGGAAAAACAGGAAAAGACAUAUCAUUGAAACCUGCUCCCAAAGGCCCUUCGUUCACCGAACGUCUCAUGUCUGCGCGACAAGAAGAACGCAGAGAGGCCGCAAUGCAGAAACGACGCAGACAAAACCGUCUAAACGGCUUUCAUGCCGGACAAACAUCUUCCAACACGCACGAAAGUGCCGAAACUGCCAUGAAAACCAAACACACGAAAUCCGCUUCAACGACAAAUCCAUCAAAACAUGCCAUGACCGCUCACGAAUCGUCCACGAAUCCCCUCUCUACUCCUCACUCCCCCUCUCCUACAAACCCAGCAUCGUGCAACGAAGUGGACCCGUACAGCCGGCAAGAGAUGAAUCUAAGAUUCAUGAGCGAUGAGCAAUUACGAGAGUGCUUGUCGGGAAUGCGAGUGUUGCUCGUACCGCACAUGCUCAAGCUCGUAAUUCCACCGAAAUUUGAGCCACCGGAUGAGGACAAUUACGUGCUUGCAGGAAUUGUUGCACAAAAGUCCCCGGUCCUGACCACCGCCCGUGGUUCUAAAUACUGCAUCAUUACCCUAACUGACCUCAAAUCUGAGCUCGACUGUUUUUUGUUUGGUCGUGCAUUUGAGCGCUACUGGAAGGUGCAGACAGGCACGAUUGUGACCAUUCUCAAUCCCGAUGUGCUCAAACCCGCCGACCGCACAUCGUACAGCUUCUCGCUAAAGCUAGACACAGACGGGGACUCACUGCUGGAGAUUGGUCGGUCAAAGCAUCUGGGCCACUGCACAAGCCGUAAGAAGGACGGCAAGACGUGCAAUCGCUGGGUGGAUAAGCGGUCGAGCGAAGUGUGUCGGUACCACGUGGACAUGGCUUUCGACCGUUCCGUCUCGCGACGCAUGGAGUUUUCCAAUGCAACCUUCCUUAGAGCGCCGGCCUCACAUCGAGACGCUCGAGGCCGCGCAGGCUGUGAACGAAAACGUUAUUAUGCCGGCACAGAGAUUGUGCUACGGUCGGGAGGACAGGCCGCAUCCACCUUUUUUGAUGACGAGGAUGCGGUAGCAACAGAAGUGGAACGGAAGGAGCGUUAUCGCCGCCAAAUGCAGAAGGCCGAACAGGAACGUCGCAUUCUCGAACGCUUGUCCCAGACCAAGGGAAGCAUCUUGCGACACCAUUCGCUAGGCUUGGAAUAUCUGCGAAUGGAGCAACCUGGCCGCGAAUUGGGUGUGAAUGGCGGCGACAGCGACAGGAACGAACACAGCAACCCAGCAGCAGCAGCGGCGGCGCCUUCCUCUAAGCAACAGCAACAAUCGCCUGCAUCUUCUUCUACUGCGGGGACAGCAGUCGCAUCUAACGCUUCUGCUGCUGCUACCACUGCUUCGCCAACCGGCGUUUCGGAUGACGCAUCCGCUACAUCAUCGGCUUCCCCACAUUCUGCGCGCGCAGAAUCUCUCGUGCGCGACGGAUCGGCCAAUGGAUCAGCGGCAAGCGCAACUUUCCGUGUGUUCUCCGCAAAAAGUUUGCGACGCAUUGGUUUCGAUCCUACACAAAAAUCCCCAUACAGCAGUGUGGAACGGCCUUCUAGUUCACGCGCAUUAUGUCUGGAUGGUCUUCGACGUUCUAGUUCGGAUGUGCGCUUGUCACCUCUCAAAAACGUUAAGUUACAGUACGCGUUUACGGAGAGUGACGAUGACGAUGAUCUUGAGAUUAUCUGAGAGACAAGCAGCGCUCGCCGACGGUUGGCGGACGCAGGCGUGAGCCGAGUUCGUGUUUCUACUUUUACUCUGAUAGAGGCAAGAAGGACAUGUGAGUUUAUCUUUGCGUCACUAGCCAUCUAGUGCUUUAUAAACAGUACGUUGGCUGUUCCAACGGAAAAAUACGUCCAACAAAAAUUG
Schizosaccharomyces japonicus yFS275 is the source of this 2370-nucleotide messenger RNA. Its product is annotated as MCM-associated protein Mcm10. Gene Ontology annotation, biological process: nuclear cell cycle DNA replication initiation; DNA replication; mating-type locus imprinting. NCBI's taxonomy places the organism in Eukaryota, Fungi, Ascomycota, Schizosaccharomycetes, Schizosaccharomycetales, Schizosaccharomycetaceae. Bases 136 to 2190 code for a protein of 684 amino acids. Gene Ontology annotation, molecular function: single-stranded DNA binding; DNA-directed RNA polymerase activity; double-stranded DNA binding. Gene Ontology annotation, cellular component: nuclear replication fork; site of double-strand break; chromatin. The transcript has a single exon. The record is from RefSeq and is a predicted model, not a curated record.